This is a messenger RNA of Onychomys torridus (southern grasshopper mouse), 1993 nucleotides long. It is a transcript of the gene Lrrc10b, whose product is annotated as leucine rich repeat containing 10B. The transcript has a single exon. NCBI's taxonomy places the organism in Eukaryota, Metazoa, Chordata, Mammalia, Rodentia, Cricetidae. The coding region runs from base 60 to 938 and encodes 292 amino acids. Gene Ontology annotation, molecular function: protein binding. The record is from RefSeq and is a predicted model, not a curated record.
AGCCGGGGCGGGGCGAUGCCGGGUGGUGGCAGCGGCGGCCCGGGCUGGGGCCCGUGACCAUGGGUAUCGCGGAGUCCACGCCGGACGAGCUGCCGUCGGACGCCGAGGAGCAGCUGCGCAGCGGCGAGCAGCAGCUGGAGCUGAGCGGGCGGCGGCUGCGGCGGCUGCCCAGCGCCGUGUGCGCGCUGAGCCGCCUGCAGAAGCUGUAUGUGAGCGGCACCGGGCUGCGCGAGCUGCCGGAGGAGAUCGAGGAGCUGCGCGAGCUGCGCAUCCUGGCGCUGGACUUCAACAAGCUGGAGCGCCUGCCCGACGGCCUGUGUCGCCUGCCGCGCCUCACGCGUCUCUACCUGGGCGGCAACCGGCUGCUGGCGCUGCCACCGGACUUUGCGCAGCUGCAGAGCCUGCGCUGCCUCUGGAUCGAGGGCAACUUCCUGCGGCGCUUCCCGCGGCCGCUGCUGCGCCUGGUGGCGCUGCAAUCGCUGCAGAUGGGCGACAACCGGCUGCGCGCGCUGCCGGCGGAGCUGCCGCGCAUGACGGGCUUGCGUGGCCUCUGGCUCUACGGCAACCGCUUCGAAGAGUUCCCGCCCGCUCUGCUGCGUAUGGGCCGGCUACACAUCCUCGACCUCGACCGCAACCGCUUGGGCGGCUUCCCCGACCUGCACCCGCUGCGCGCGCUGCGAGUUUUCUCCUACGACCACAACCCGGUCACUGGACCCCCGCGCGUAGCAGACACCGUUUUCUUAGUUGGCGAGGGCGCCGUCGAGCGCAUGGCUGAGCGCGACGAGCCCAUUCCGCGGCCUCCACCCCGGCGUCCAGUCCGGGCCUUUGAGGAUGAGGAGGAAGAAGACCUGCUCAUAGGAGGCUCAGGACCCAGGGCCUUGGGGCCUGCCAGGGACAGCCUCCGAGCCUUGGAAGCCCCUCCAGGAUUGGGCACCUGAGCCUCUGCCUUGAAUGAUGGAUGGGCUUGGCCACUCUGGAAGGAGGGGCUUUAGGAGGCCGCGGCUGUCUGGAUAUAGGGUGCUGCUGGGUGUCUUACUUGGGGUAGUGAAGGAGAGGCAUUGAGCAAGCUGCCUGGCACAGGCAGGCCUGAGGCGAUCUUCAGACACUCCUGGGUAGUAAGAAAGACUCCCUGGACAGACCUCUGGGCAAUUUUCAGACCAAGAAGUCUGGAAUAGAGCCACUGAUGGUACAACAGAUGAGCUGGUUCUCACCUGGAACCAGGGUCACCACUAUCCACAGAGUCAUCCCCACUCUGACACUGGAUGCCCAGGGUGCCUAUCACUUUCAUCUGGGAUUUGGAUCUCCUAGGCCUACCGCAGCUGUUGCUGGAGCCGUUACUUCUGGGGUGGACUAGAUGGAGGCAGUACUUUCCCUCCGCGUGUUUGGGGGAGGGAGUUGUUCUGGCCAGAGGUAGGGCAUAGGUGCUCUGUCCAGGACAGAAGCAGGACACAGAUCUGGGCCUAACACCUUAGCCUCCCUCAGCUCUCCACCAGGUCCCCGAUAUCUGUAUGGAGAGGAAGAUAGGGUCUCCACCCACCUUUCCCUCUGAUCUCUUCUCCCAGCAUGUGCUGAAAGAUUGCUGGGCAAAGAGAUCUUCCCUCUCCUAUGGCCUGGGCCCUCAGUUGUCAAGUUUGAAAGGAGGCCACUGUGCCUCUAGGGCCUCCUGGCCGGAAGAGAGAGGGCUUCUACACUCUCAGAGGCUGCUCAGGGCCUCUCUACUGCUGGCACUCUCCAUUUCCUUACAUGGGCACAGCCAGGGUGGCUGGCACGGCGUGGGGCACUGGACGGGCACCAUGUGCCUCUGCUCUGUCACCAGGGACAGCCUCCGAGGGGGUGAGGAGACAGGCUCUGCAAUUCCCAGGGCCAGAUCCAAGCAAUAACAGGAGGAAGGGGCCAGAGGACACUCAGGGACACUGUCAGGGGCUGGAGCCCCAGAAGGUAGUGUUUUCUUUAGGAAGAAAAAAAAAAACUGGUUGUAAACAUAAAUUAUAUU